GGUAAAGCAGGGAGUGGAGUAAGUAAAGGGAGGCCAGAUCUUAAAGAGUCUGGUAUUGUCUGAGGAUUGCCUGUCACUUCUUAACAGGAGCUGCUGGUCCUAGGGUCCAAUGUGGGUCCAGAAAGGACAGAUUACACCAGAUUUAUCUCAUUUUCUUUUUGGAUAGGGUUACUGGACUGUCAGAUGAGAGGAAAGCAGUGUUUCAGAUACAUCGUGGGUAAGGUGGUAGUCCAGUUCAGUAGCUUCACAGCUGGCUUACUGUUCUCUCACAGGGCUAUUUAAUGAUUAAUAUCUGUCUAAGCAGUGAUUCCUGGUAGCACCUCCCAGCCUUGUCCCGUGAAAUGUUUUUAUCAGUGAUUUGGAUGAGAAUACUGAUGCCAUGUAAACAAAAUUUGCAAAUAACAGGAAGGCGGGAGUGUAGUAAAGACAGUGGAUGAUAAGACCCAAAGAAAGACCUCAACAAACAAACUUUGUAACAAGAGUCCAAACUGGAAGAGUGCCCUAUAAGGUAAUGAGCAACCCAUCUCAGGGUGCAUUCCUGUCUUGGUAAACACAGGCAUAGAAAUGAUUUAAAUGGUAGGAUGGUUUAGACCGGGGGUUAGCAAACUUUUUGUAAAGGGCCAGAGAGUGAAUAUGUUAGACUUUGCAAGCCAUACAGUACAGCUGCAGCUACUUGAUUCUGCCUAACAUGAAAGCAGCCAUAGACAAUAAGUAAAAGAAAGGACAGGGCUGAGUUCCAAUAAGACUUUUGUUUGCAAAAACAGGCAUCUGCCUGGAUUUGGCCUGCAAGCAGUAGUGUGCCAACCCCUGGAUUAAGGAGUGGUUUCCAAACAUUGAUUCACCAUGCAGAACUGCUCAGUAGCUGUUUUUAUCAAUUCAUAGUGAAAUAAGAAAAUUUGGGACAAUGUAGUGGGUUUUUUAUAAAACUAAAUUUAUUCUAUUUAAAUAGUCAUCCUGGAUUUUGAAAUUUUUUGCUGCUAUAAAAUCUUUUUCUUUAUAAAAUGAAGGUUAUAGUGGAUGGCAGUUUUCAGGUUUGUCUUUGCCUAUUAUUAAUAGCUCUACUGACAACUCAGUCUGCAAAUUUCCUUUUUGAAAUGUUAAAAGCCUAUGAAAUGCAAGCGCCUGGGAACCACCAGGGCAGGAGGAUGCAAAAGUGAUAUGCAGCCUCUCACUCCCAUACUCUGUUUCUCUCCAUCCCUGCCUCCUGGGCUGCUGACAGCGGUUGUCGGGGCUGGAAUCGGGGGCUCUGCUGUGGCCCAUUUCCUCCAGCAGCACUUUGGACCCCGGGUGCAGAUCGACGUGUACGAGAAGGGGACUGUUGGCGGCCGCCUGGCCACCAUCUCAGUGAACAAGCAGCACUACGAGAGCGGAGCUGCCUCCUUCCACUCCCUGAGCCUGCACAUGCAGGACUUCGUCAAGCUCCUGGGGCUGAGGCAGCGGCGCGAGGUGGUGGGCAGGAGCGCCAUCUUCGGCGGGGAGCACUUCGUGCUGGAGGAGACCGACUGGUACCUGCUGAACCUGUUCCGCCUCUGGUGGCACUACGGCAUCAGCUUCCUGAGGCUGCAGAUGUGGGUGGAGGAGGUCAUGGAGAAGUUCAUGAGGAUCUAUAAGUACCAGGCCCACGGUUUUGCUUUCUCGGGUGUGGAGGAGCUGCUCUACUCACUGGGGGAAUCUGCCUUUGUCAACAUGACCCAGCGCUCUGUGACCGAGUCCCUGCUCCAGGUGGGCGUCACGCAGCGCUUUAUCGACGACGUUGUCUCUGCCGUCCUGCGGGCCAGCUAUGGCCAGUCAGCAGCAAUGCCUGCCUUUGCCGGAGCCAUGUCACUUGCCGGGGCCCAAGGCAGCCUGUGGUCUGUGGAGGGAGGCAACAAGCUGGUUUGUUCCGGUUUGCUGAAGCUCACCAAGGCCAAUGUCAUCCAUGCCACCGUGACCUCUGUGACCCUGCACAGCACAGAAGGGAAAGCCCUGUACCAGGUGGAGUAUGAGAAUGAGGUAGGCAACAGCUCAGACUUAUAUGACAUCGUGGUCAUCGCCACCCCCCUGCACCUGGACAACAGCAGCAGCAACUUCACCUUUGAAGGAUUCAACCCACCCAUUGAUGACGUCCAGGGCUCGUUCCAGCCCAGCGUGGUCUCCUUGGUCCACGGCUACCUCAACUCUUCCUACUUUGGUUUCCCAGACCCUAAGCUUUUCCCCUUUGCCAGCAUCCUCACCACAGAUUUCCCCAGCUUCUUCUCCACUCUGGACAACAUCUGUCCCGUCAACAUCUCAGCCAACUUCCGGCGGAAGCAGCCCCAGGAGGCAGCUGUUUGGCGAGUCCAGUCCCCCAAGCCCCUCUUUCGGACCCAGCUGAAGACCCUCUUCCGUUCCUAUUACUCAGUGCAGACAGCUGAGUGGCAGGCCCAUCCCCUGUACGGCUCCCGCCCCACCCUCCCAAGGUUUGCGCUCCACGACCAACUCUUCUACCUCAACGCUCUCGAGUGGGCAGCCAGCUCUGUGGAGGUAAUGGCCGUAGCUGCCAAGAAUGUGGCCUUGCUGGCUUAUAACCGCUGGUACCAGGACCUAGACAAGAUCGACCAAAAGGAUUUGAUGCACAAGGUCAAGACUGAACUGUGAGGGCUCUGGGGAGAGCCCGGGAACUCCCAUCCCCCACUGAAGAUGGCUCACACCCCGCAGCCCAGGAUUGAAUGAGCCAAGCUCGCCCACCAAGCCUCUCUCUCUGACCCCUCGGUACCGAGCGUCUUCUCCCUCUGGUGUCGGUCCAGCUGGCCGCUGUCUGCCUAUCUCGAGGAUCCUCAUGGUGGUUGCUUCUUUUUUUUUAAGGGGGAUAGUAAGAAAAGGGAAGGGAAUUCAAGCCAGUAUAUUUGUUUUAUUUAUUUUUCUUAAGAAGAAAUAAAAGUCCAUCUUUUAAAGCUGUUGCUGACUUGGUUUUCUAACUAGGAACUAGGUGGCUGUGGGAGGGAUUAUAAGACAGAGGACUUUGAGUCUAAUUUUUUUACUGUAUUUCACCACCUCCCAAAAUGGACAACCAGUGGAGGCAGCCUACAAGAAAAUGUUUACAACCAGAUGGUUGUAAAUAAAGUAAAAGGGAAAAUCAGAAAACCUCAGAAUGAUUAUAGCUCCUGUUUGCUGUGGGCUUGCUAGAUGUGUGGCAGCUAGUUCAGAACUUACUAGACACCAUUUCCAAGCCUCUCAGCAACACUGCAUAUUGGAGGAGGUGACUGUGGUAGGACCCAAGGAAGAUGUGUGCCUCAACAGGGCCAUCAGUAUAGCUUCAAGCUUCCCGGCAACCAGAGGGAAAAGAGAAACAUAUCAGGCUAUAGGAGCAGGGAAACUUCUCCUUGGCACCUGGAGGAAUUGACCAGUCUCUUCCUCAUGCAAGGGUUGAGGAGUAAUACAAUGGAUUUGUCUUGCAGAGAAGGCAAGUCCACAGGCAUAUAGAGCAGUCCUAUCUCACCCCCAAACAUUCACUCCAGCAGAAGGAAAAGAGAGAAGGUAUUGGGAUGGAGUUCAAAGAUUAACCUGGUGCUUUCUCCUGUGACACUAGCUUAAAAGGAGAGGAAGAUUAUGCUUUGCUUUGCUUUUUCUACAAACCUUUAAAGGUCAGUAGUUUUAGAAAAGAAAGUAAAAGCCCUUUCCAUUC
Messenger RNA from Lemur catta (Ring-tailed lemur), 3643 nucleotides. RefSeq names its product prenylcysteine oxidase 1 like (gene PCYOX1L). Lineage: Eukaryota; Metazoa; Chordata; Mammalia; Primates; Lemuridae. The transcript is spliced from 5 exons. Gene Ontology annotation, molecular function: prenylcysteine oxidase activity. The record is from RefSeq and is a predicted model, not a curated record. The coding region runs from base 1108 to 2616 and encodes 502 amino acids. Gene Ontology annotation, biological process: prenylated protein catabolic process; prenylcysteine catabolic process.